AAGCUUUCUUUUGAUCAAAAGUUCUUGUCUAUAUAAGAGCAUCGGGAUUUGAAAUUCAUGGAGAAUCAUGACACAGGUAGUCUUACUUGGCUCCAAAGGAUUAAAGUAGCUCUUGGAUUUGCUCGUGUGGUUGAAUUUCUUCAUGAUCCAAAAAAACCUUAUUUAGUGCGCAACAUUAACACAGCUCAUAUAAUUCUCAAUCAAGAUUGCAACCCAAAGAUAUUUGACUUUUCAACCAUGAGUGGAGGGAUUCUUGGCAAGCUGACUCACCUCAAAACCGCUUGUUGAAUUUAGGCUAUGAUGAUCCAGAAGACUAUCCCUUAGGUAUUGAGGCUUGAAGUUACUUAUGUGUUUUCAAUUCAAUGCAUGCUUUUAGAUUUGUGCGUCUAUUAUUAGUAUUCUAUUCUCUUUCUUUUCUUCUCUCUUAAUUUUUAAGCCGUAGAAGUUGGACAACUUCAUUAUGACCAGGCUGUACACAACGUUAAGCAUUCAUCAUGUUUUGAUGAGCUAUAACAGCAUUAUGAUAAGAGCCUUCAACGGCUUACACUAAUCGAUUUACCUUGAAAAACUGUGUUUUUUGAGUAUUUCUUACUGCAAGUGCAAAUUG
Molecule: messenger RNA, 607 nt
Organism: Quercus lobata
Lineage: Eukaryota; Viridiplantae; Streptophyta; Magnoliopsida; Fagales; Fagaceae
Product: probable serine/threonine-protein kinase PBL8
Exons: 3
Coding region: 58-288 (76 amino acids)
Source: RefSeq, a predicted model, not a curated record